UCACUCACACUCACUCACACUCGUGUCACACUCACUCACACUCUCUCACUCACACUCUCUCACACUCGUCACACUCCGUCUCUCUCUCUCUCUCCCUUCCUCCCAGCUCGCUCUCUCGACACGAUUAUCAUUCGCAAGGCGCCGUCUUCCUCUGCCAGAAAGCCGACGGACGGACGCACGGACGCACGGACGCACGGACAGAUCGCCGGAGAUCGCCGGGAAGCACCGGGGGAGUGAACAGCGACAUCCCCCCCCCCCACCUCUCGCUUGGCCCGAGCGGAAAUCUGUCCACCCAUUGCCAGCUCGCCCGUCCAACGUCCGCCCAACGUCCGCCCAACGCCCACGCGCCGCGCCGGCGUCACCGAAGCCGGCCGCGUGAGAUGCCCCGCGCCGCCCGGCAGCUCACCGAGUUCCCGUCGGAUCGCCGCUUCUGAUCGGCGGGCGGGCGGGCGAGCGAAGCGGCCGAGGAGAGCUUGGGAGAGUGGAGGAGCGAGGGGGCAAGGAUUGGCAGCCACCCACCGCCGCCACCACCACCACCACCACCAACCCCCCCCCCCCCUCCCCGUCAAGAGCACGAGGCGAGCACGGAGUCUGACUUCCACCCCCGUCUUCCUCACGCGUCUCCUCCUCCUUUCUCCGGAGGCAUGGCGGUGCGCGACGCUCGCUGGCUCACGCUGGAGGUGUGCCGUGAGUUCUCCCGCGGCUCGUGCUCGCGCGACGCCUCCGAGUGCCGCUACGCUCACCCCCCCGAGGGCGUCACCGUGGACAACGGCCGCGUCGUCGCCUGCUUCGACUCGCUCAAGGACCGCUGCACACGCGACAGCUGCAAGUACCUGCACCCGCCGCAGCACCUGAAGGCGCAGCUGGAGAUCAACGGGCGCAACAACCUGCUGCAGCAGAAGAGCGCCGCACUGCUAGCGCAGCACAUGCACAUGGCGAGCACGGGCGCCACCUGCACCCUGCAGGCGCCACAGGUGCACCCCAUGAUCUAUCCGAUGCUGCAGGGUUUCCCACCGACUCACGCGGGGGGCAUCUUCGCCCAGGGCCACUCCCCCUACGCCCCCUUCUCCCCGUACCUACCCAUGCUGUCGCAGGCCCCCAUGGGGCUCUUCACGGACCUCUCCCUCGGGGGCCACCUCCUCUUCCCGGGGGGCUCCUACCUCCCACAGCUGGCGCUGGGGGACCCCACCGGCGGCGUCAUGGCCCCCUCCAUGGCCCCCUCCGCGGCCAGCAUGGCGGGGGCCAUGGCCGCGGCUGCCGCGGCGGCCGCCGUGUCACAGAAGGCCUUCCGCGGCGAGCCGACUGCCCAAUCACUGAAGCGACCGCUCCAGGCAACCUUUGACCCGUCGGGCCCUCUGUCUCCGUCAGCCAAGCGCCCUGCUCUGGACGACUCGGUGUGGGGCUCGCCGGGCCCCGCCCCGCCCCCUGGCCCCCCACCGCAGGGGCCCCCUCCCCCCGCUCCCCCCCACACCGCCCACACGCUGCUGGGCCCGGGCCUCCUCCACUACCAGGGCGGGGGGCCACACGCCACCGCAGCCUUCCUGCAGGGGGUUCCCAUGAUGCCCGGCACGGUCGUCACGGCGACGAACCCCGGCCUGCAGUUCGUCACUUCGGCCGCAUCUGCCGGACAGAUCCUCCUGAAAUGACGCUGAGCGAGGAGGAGGUGAAACUUCGCUCCGGCCGGUGGGUGGCGGGCACGGUGGGGGGGGGGGGGGGGAACGACGCAGAAGCUGGGGGGUGGGGGGCAGUGUGGGAGGGGCCGCUGGGGGGUGGCGGCCACGGAACGGAACUCCCUCCACCAUCGACUCGCCUCCCCCCCCCCCCCACUCCUCGCUCCUCACCAAUUUCCCCCCUCCGAGCCACCCUUCCUCCCCCCUCCUCCCCUCCUCCCCGGAGGCAGCAGCAGCAGCAGCAGCGAGUCAUCAGUUUGACUCCCCCGGCCUCAAGGCGACAACGGUGAGAAGAAUUUUUGCGGGAAGAGUCUGCGAGGACGGUGAAGGAAGGAGGGAGGGAGGAAGGAGGGAGGAGAUGGAGGAGGGAGGGAGGAGGAAAUGCCGGAAGACGUGGAUGAAGUUUGGCGAGGCUCCCGCUUACCCCCUCCCCCCCCACAGCACUCAAACCGUCUGCCUCGGGGGCGGACUUUAAAGACCCCCCAUGACGCCGUUUCGCAAGGAGGCGGUGCCGCAGUCCAAAUGUAAAAAAACUUAAAUAAAAAAAAAUAUUCCGCCAGAUAAAUUAAAAGUUUUAGAGAGAGAGAGAGAGCGGAAACGCGUUAAUAUAAGUUAAGAAGCGGUGCGGCGUUCAUCUUCGUCAUCCGUGGAAAUUCCACGUUAUUAUGUCGGGGCCCAGUAUGUCCGUGCGACGACGGCGGUGAUUAUGUUUGAGAUGAGCUGAUUUGGCCUCCAACCCCCCACCUCGGCCUGGGAAUUGAACUCGUGACCCUUUAGGACCGGCGUCCGAGGACCUCGCGUCGUCACGGUAACCGGCGCCAGCUGGGGGGGUUGGAGGGUGUGGAGUGGGGGGCGGGGGGGGGGCCUUGAGGCUGCGGUGACGUGGAAGGACGCCGGUCGGAGCAUCGGCAGUGGGCCUUUCUCGUCAGAGCGUCGCGAGUGAUAGAGGUCAUCCUGGGCGGCUCCGUUAGCCCGCGGCUCCGCUCACUCACUCGCUUGCUCGCUCGCUCCGGAUCCACGCGGAUUUUGAACCAAAACGGAACGGCUUCCCCCUUCCCAGCUGUGCCAGACAGCAGGAGGUGCCAUCAUCGAUGGCAGCCGUAGCAUCGUCAGCAGUAGCAGCAGCAGCACCAUCAGCAUCAUUAGCAGCAGCGUCAGCAGCAGUAUUGGUAACAUCAACGGCAGCGGCAUCAGCAGCAGUAGCAGCAAACGGCGCUAUCGUCAUCAGCAGCACCAUCGUCAUCAGCAGCAUCGUCAUCAGCAGCGUCAUCAGCAGCAGCAGCAGCAUCAGCAGCAGCAUCAGCAGCAUCAUCAGCAGCAGCAACAGCCAACAGGAAGUAGUCACUAACCAAAAUGGGCGGCGAGUUGCAUUAUGGGAAGAAAGAAAAUGUUUGAGCCGUUCGUUCGGUUUUUUUUUCCUUUAAAAAAAUGAAUUUUAACCUUCAGUUUUUGUUUUGAUUAAAUGUCUCCGACGGCCAGGCAUGAACGUAUAUAUAUUUUAAACGUUUUCAAUUAUAAUUAUUGUUGUCACCGUCGUUUAGUAACGUUCAGUAGUUUGCGUGUAGUCGAAUGACUGUCUUUAAGAAAUCCCGGCCGCCCCCAUCCCUCUUUUAAAACGCGGGGGCUGACGAGGGGGGUUUGGGGACGGUGGCAGACG
Petromyzon marinus (sea lamprey) is the source of this 3327-nucleotide messenger RNA. The record is from RefSeq and is a predicted model, not a curated record. NCBI's taxonomy places the organism in Eukaryota, Metazoa, Chordata, Hyperoartia, Petromyzontiformes, Petromyzontidae.